AUGUUGCGGCCAUUGCGGCAGCUGCGGCCUUUACAGUCCAGACUUGGGGCAGGCUUUUGUCGCAGACCCGAUCAUUGGGAUGAGGAUGCCGAUUGCUUGCGUCGUAAAGAGCAGCCCCACACCAUCGAGUUGGGUGGAUGGGUUCGUGCUGUGCUUGGCAAACCGCUGCAACGCAGCGAAGCAGAGCAGGCUCGGCAGACCUUUUGGCUGACCAGAGAGCAGCGCUGUCAGGGCCACAACACUUUGCCAGAUGAUUCAUGGUGCUCGCUACUGCACAGUAUUCGUUCGCGCACAGCUCCUCUGAAGGCCUCUGUCUUUUUCCUCUUCUACUGCUCGUCUGUGACGUUGGCAUUUGAGAAGCUCAGGAACUUUUCUACUGCAGGGCAGCCUCUUGUGGUCGAUGAGGUCACUCAAGUGGUGCAAUAUUUGAUGGCAAGUCACGAUGUCAUGCAAAACUGCACAGGCUUCAUUGCUACAGCUCUUUUCAUGACUUUGUCUUUCCGUAUGAAUAGAGCAGCUUCGCGCUGGUGGCAUGGAAGAGAAAUGUGUGCGCAACUGCUGUCCCAUGCGCGAAAUUUCAAUCACGUCACCUGUCUCUCUGUCACUGACAAGGCGCUAGCUGUUGAGCUCAGCAUGUUGGGCUAUGCCUUUGUGCGUGCAGCCGAGUUCCAUAUGCGGCUGGAUCCUGAUUCACGCUAUUUGGAGGCUUUCAGCGCUCUGCUGCCAGAAAAGGUGUUGCAGGAGUUGCUUGCAGCACCUCACCGACCUCAUUUCUUGGCGCAUCACAUCAAUAAGCGUAUUGCUGAUGCGUACGAUGUUGGUUCAACGAAAAAUGUUCGUUUGGUUGUUGCUAUGCAGAGUCUAAUCAACAGCCUGGUCCAGACUAUGGAAGGCAUAGAAUGCAUUCGCAGCACACCUGAGCCAUGGAGCUACCAGAAGCACAACGCGUUGCUCAUCAAACUGUGGUUGAGCAUUCUUCCGGUGGCGUUGGUACCUACUCUUCAUUUUGCAACACCAAUUCUAGGCAGCUCCAUCGGCUACGUAGUGUACAAGCUGGAGGAUGUUGCUGUGGAGAUUUGCAAUCCUUUUGGAGUUGACAAAAGUGACAUCAGCGUAUGCGUCAUGAUUGAUAGGUUCCAGCUCGAGCUCUUGGCAGGGCUUCUAGCGGAAGUGCAGCGCUGA
Molecule: messenger RNA, 1182 nt
Organism: Cladocopium goreaui
Lineage: Eukaryota; Dinophyceae; Suessiales; Symbiodiniaceae
Source: the annotation of a GenBank genome assembly